UGUUGGAAAAAAAAAAAAAGGAAAAAGAAGUGUAGUUCGCUAAGGGGGAAAGGUGAAGAAAGAAAUAGCUGAAGUGAAGAUGGCGAGAGGCUCCCGGUGUUUACGGAGAGCGGUAGCCGAGUGUAUUAAACAGUUACCGUUCACAGCUACUCGAGAAACACCGGGCAGGAAUGGCGUCAGAUAUCUGUCAUCGUGUGGGAUUCUGAUGACCAGGGUGUCUCCUUUCUUGCGGACCGUGUCUGGCCGUCCUGCCCUCAGUUCCACCAGAAGCUUCUUCAACCUCACCGAUUCCUUUAACAAGAGGAAAGAGUACUCCGAGAGACGCAUCAUCGGGUAUUCCAUGCAAGAGAUGUAUGAAGUGGUGUCCAAGGUCGAAGACUAUCUUCACUUUGUGCCCUGGUGCAAGCGCUCGGACGUAGUGUUCCGACGGUCUGGUUUCUGUAAGGCCAAGCUAUCAGUGGGAUUUCCUCCCGUGGUGGAGAAUUACACGUCUCUUGUUACUACAGUGCGCCCCCAUUUGGUGAAGGCUUCGUGUUCAGACGGUAAACUGUUUAAUCACCUGGAGACGGUGUGGCGCUUCAGUCCUGGCUUACCUGGCUACCCCCGUACCUGCACCCUGGACUUUGCUAUUUCCUUCGAGUUCCGCUCCCUGAUCCACUCUCAGUUGGCCACCGUGUUCUUCGACGAAGUCGUGAAGCAGAUGGUUUCGGCGUUUGAACGACGGGCCUGCACGAUCUACGGCCCCGAGACACAGAUCCCACGCGAGCUGAUGUUCCACGAGGUCCACCACACGUAGCGCAUCUCCACACGGACACACCUCCAGGGUGGGAGGGCAUUAUUGAGGGAAUUCUGUGAAAAGGGUGCUUUUGGAGAGAGAGGGAGGAGGGGAGGAGGGAAGGAGGGAGCGAGGGAGGGAGGGGGGGGAGCGAAACGAAACAAACACACAACUACACGUGCCUCAUUAUGGGCAGUACCCGGUCCAAACACAACCGUCUGAUUUGAUUUGACAUUUUUAAUCCCAAGUUAUUUUCCAGGCUGGAUCUAAUUCGAGGGCUUGACACCGUUGGCAUAAUAACUGCGUCACUCCAUCUCUAGGAAUGUUUUAGAACUGCGCUUUGAGCCAUAUUGUUUAACGCCCGCUGGAUUAUGUGGAAGGUCUGCCAAGAGCUCCGUAAACACAUUGUUUUUGUUGUUGUUUUUUUUUUCGGAUGUGAGAAGGUGCAAAGGAGAUGGAGCCGGUUAUUUAUUCAGCACGUGUGGGAUUGAGGAUUUCAGUAGGAUUGAACCAGUUGUGUUUUUCAAUUUUUUUUUAUCAUCUAGUAAGCUUUUUUUUUUUUUUUGGGGGGGGGGGCGUGUGUGUUUUGUUUUAAAAAAAAUUAAACAAACACACUCAAACUAUUUCAGAAGAGCUGGACCUGGGGUGAUGUGCAUUGUGCAUACUCGCGUAAUCAUAAGCAGUAUUUUCUUUUCUUUUCUUUUCUUUUUUUUUUUUCUUCUUCUCCGUACACAAACUCGCAAGACGACUCGACUCGAUUCGAUUCGAGCGCCCUGCGUAUAACGUGUACGCCGUGUCGAUGCUCCGAGUGCUAUUGCACGCAAGACUGACGGGCAGAAAUCCUUCCACACAGGCAUCGGUAAGGCUUUCCGUGAGAACCCGAACAUAACAUAAACACUCGUACAGCAAUAACGUUUCCACCGCGCGCUGCGAUGGCGUGCUUGCCACGUCCGAGACGUACGUAUGCACGUGUAUAUGGUUUUACCUGCUGAGCGUUCAUCGACGGGAGCACCAUACGGAACAUCUUGCGCCGUGUCCAAAUGUUUUAUUGUGUAAAAGUGUGCAAUAUAUUUUUGUAAAGUUUGAUUUAUUAUUAUUAUUAUUAUUAUUAUUAUUAUUAUUAUUAUUUUUUAAACAGAUACAUCAUUGCAACUUUACUAAAGGGGCCCAAACUCAGGGGGCUGAUGGGGAAAUACACUUCACGGCUCUCGUGAGAUUGCUGUAAAGUGAGGUAUCUGCAUGCCCUUACUGUUUUUGAACCUAGCACAUGGCGUGUUAUUUAUCACUGUAUUCAAACAUAUAUUCAUAGACCUCCGAUAUAUUUAUUUGAAUUUCUUUUUUUUUUUUUUUUUGGUUAUGGGAAAACCACAUGUAUAUAACUAAUGUAAACCCACAGACUAGACUACAGUGUAUUAUAAUUUUUUUUUUGUUUGUCUGUUUUUGAUUCUUGUAGUAAGGCUUUAUUUUAGUAGAUCUGUUUCGGGGGUGUUUAAGGAGUUGUGUCCUGGCGAGUCUGCACCCGACCUGCAUGGUUUAUAAACUAUUUUUAUAUUUAAAAACCCGGGCUUGGUGUGUGGCGUGGUCUCUGUGCACUACCUUGUUUUCCAGCAUGUGCUCCAGACCGGCUUCACCUUCAAAAUAGACGGGUCAUGUGAGGGGAUAAUAUUAGACACCUCUUUUAAUAUUAGGCACGUCACAACAGCUGGUGGGUGGAGAGCGUACCCGCAACUUUACAUUACAACGUUGCAUAUGCACCACCGGUCGAAAGUUUCUGGACACUCCGCUGACAUGUCUCUCGUGAUAUUAAAAAGCUUUUUGAUCUCGCGAUCGGACGUGUCCAAUCGGCAUCGUAGACAGAAAAAUAUCAAAGUGCAGACGUCUUCACUUCUCUCGUUAGAAAAUGAAUAUUUUAUUUACAAAUUUUUUUAAUUAUUUUUUUUAAACGGACGACGGCUUUCCAAAAAGCAGCCGAGAAGAGUGCAGCGUAGGUGGGAACUCCUUUAAUACUGUUUAAAAAGCAUCUCGGGGACAUUCCUCAAGAGAUCACCAAGAAUACAUUUCUGGAAAUUCUACAAGAAGGGCGUCUACUUUGAAGAUGCUAAAAUACUCAAUUAUUUUGUCUUAUUUUGGAUUUUUUAAUCAUGAUAUAAUUCCCAUCGUUCCAUUUGCGUUACUCCAGAGUGCUGAUGACUUUUAUUAAAAUAAAAUGUGGGAAAAUAAGGUGUGGCUUAAUAAGGAACUGGAGUCUGGAGAAAUGUGAGAAAUACAUCAUAUAUAUGCGCGCCAAUAUACAUCAAACUUUCCAGUCACGGUAGAGUCGCGUUCUAAUAAAAUGAGGAGGUCCUAUUGGUUUUCUGUCCUCCUGAAGAACGGAUCGGAUUUCCCAGCAGUACGUCUGCGUGACGGUUAUUUAAAGGGUCACUAGAUGAAACCGGGUGGUCUGUGUUUCUUAACAGGAAUUAUAAUUGGUCCACAACUUGCAGGUCCAUCCAUGACUUAAACAGAAGCUGAUUAUUCGAGAAGAUUGGCACGGCGUCGUCAUAACACGCACGCAGUCACCGUUUCACAAGAAGAGGGUAAAAAUCUCAUUUGAAAAGACUCCAGUUAGUUUGGAACAUCAUGUUUUUAUUAAAUUAAAAAAAAGAACAAUUACUAAUGACUUAUUGUACAAAAACAGUUGCUGAUUAUGGUCACACAUUUUGUGAAGUAACUUUCUGUAACUGAGAAAUAACGCUGGAGGAUUAUUAUUAUUCACUAUGAAGGUUAUUCCAUGCUGAACAGCAGUCUUAAUACCGUCACCGGACGUACUCAAGAGGAAGCGUGCCGUCGUACGCUCGGGUACGGCUUCUUUAAAACUGCUCUCCAACAAGUUUAUGCAAAAAAAAAACAAAAAAACAUCAUUUUCCAACAUUUCUCCAAUCACGGCUGAAGAAACACCAACCCCUUCCCCGCCCUCCCCUCAAACCCAUCAGACAAAGACAAGUGACAGAGUCAAGGCCCAACACUCAACGCUCUUACACACAGACAGCUCUCGUUUAGGUAUUUACUUACGUUAAAUCAAGAACAGCGUCAAACAUGCAAGUCUUCUGAGAGAUUCUUUUAAUCAUCUUGAAUGUUUAGAACAAGUGUAAACAUAACACAUACGCACACACAAAAAAGGCAAACUGGACAGAAAAAUAAAAGGAAUUUGCUGAGGUCAGGCUCGAGUUCCUCGACAUAUCGGUGCUCCGUUUAAAGGCAGGUUUCAACGCGCUUUUUAACACGACAUUCACGUUUAGCUACAAGCCUUAACACUAUUCCCUCAAUGCAUAAAGAGGACAGAUUAGAAGAAGAGCAUUCGUGCUGCUUUCCUUAUUAAUCAUUGAUCAAACUGAGCAUGUUGAGUAUGGACUGAAAUCACGUGAUGCUUGUCUUUUGAGUAACAGGGUCGGGUCAGCUUCAGCCCCGAGUGGAGAGGCUUGGUUUAUAGAAGUACAUGG
Ictalurus punctatus (channel catfish) is the source of this 4254-nucleotide messenger RNA. It is a transcript of the gene coq10b, whose product is annotated as coenzyme Q10B. The record is from RefSeq and is a predicted model, not a curated record. Gene Ontology annotation, molecular function: ubiquinone binding. The transcript is spliced from 5 exons. Lineage: Eukaryota; Metazoa; Chordata; Actinopteri; Siluriformes; Ictaluridae. Gene Ontology annotation, biological process: cellular respiration; ubiquinone biosynthetic process. Bases 80 to 796 code for a protein of 238 amino acids. Gene Ontology annotation, cellular component: mitochondrion.